Messenger RNA from Podospora bellae-mahoneyi, 3510 nucleotides. RefSeq lists its product as uncharacterized. The transcript is spliced from 2 exons. NCBI's taxonomy places the organism in Eukaryota, Fungi, Ascomycota, Sordariomycetes, Sordariales, Podosporaceae. Gene Ontology annotation, cellular component: chromosome. Bases 692 to 3037 code for a protein of 781 amino acids. Gene Ontology annotation, molecular function: chromatin insulator sequence binding. The record is from RefSeq and is a predicted model, not a curated record. Gene Ontology annotation, biological process: regulation of transcription by RNA polymerase II.
GAAGAAAAGCUUGGCCUGCUCGUUGUCCACCAUGGCUGAUGCACGGCACGGUGGCGGGGAGGAUUGGGGAGAGGGAGCCGGGGGAGGGAGGCCACCGGUUUGUCCAGUCAGAAUCCUGGAAACCGGCAUCUCACCUGCCACAGCAUCCCAAGUCGACGUCCCAUCCACCAGUCCCAGAAGAGGUAGGGGUCUCGCUCGCUAACGAGGUCGCUGUUCGUGAGGCUGAAGCGAUUAAUCUUAAGGCCCCAAACUGCUGGAGAGCGCGCUGGGCAUUUCCACAGUGACCCGGUGUGAUUUCCGCCGCUUCCAUCUGUUCAUCCCAUUCUGCUCAACUCAGCUCAUCAUCGCAUCUCUCUCAAUCUCAACAUGGCCGUUCUCAUGAGUUCUGCUGCCUGACGUUAGCCCGGCCCCCGACAGCCAUUGGAUCCCUCUCUUGUCUCUCUCCAUUCUCACCGGGGAAUCCUUAUUGUUGCAGGGAAGCGUGCUCGUGCUGGUCUUUCAUGGUUUUGUCGGGUGCUCCGUGGUGCUAGCACAGCCUCGCCCAUUGUGGGACACAACGCACCGUGGCUUGGAGACUCCCUUUCAACGACACGUCGAAUUGAUUUCUUUACCCGGCGACGGCCUCUUUUUCCCUCACCGGCAUUCUGACGCAUCCGUAAACCAGCGAUUGACCGCUCGCCGUCUCUGCAUCAUGCCGGUUUUUGCGGAGCGUUCGGUGCUCGCCGCCCGGUCGACAUCGCCGCUCUCUGCCGGCGCCAUUGCGGGGGCAGUGGUAGGAUCAGUGGUGGGAGUCCUCAUUAUCCUGCUCUGCAUCUUUCCCUUUGCAAGACGGCGAUGGAUCAACCGUCAUGAUGAAAACACCCUGGCAGAGAUGGGGCAGAGCCCCGGAGGCCCCAACUUCGCUCAUCCUGAUGACGAUUCUACCAAAAAGUAUUCAAAGGAUCACCUAGUUCCUGGCUCCGAUAGUCAAGCUGGCACCGCUCACGAACAACCCGCACACGGCAUACCAGAUAUCAACGGCCAGAAUACAUCACCAACAAAGACCAGCUUGGAUCAGCUUCCCUCUCAGCCAGCCCUCCCGCAAGGCGUUUCUCUUGACCAAGGUCUCCCGUCGCCCGUCUCGCCAUCUGCUUCGCCGUCACCCCGGCCCGAGUCCUUCCCCGGCCAGGCCCAAACUGGAGGCCAGGCAGUCUCUGCACCGGCAGCCGGUCUGAUCCGGUCACCCACGAGUGCCUCGUCAAAGUCACGUUCCGCUUCAAAAGGCACCACCGGCAAGGACAGCACACGCCAGUUGAACUUUGACUCUUCGUUCGCUUCGCCAAGUCGUCAGGGCACUUUUAGCAACAUCGUCGAGGAGCCCGAGUCUUUUGAGCCCCCUUCGCAACACUCCACUUUCCGAGAGAAACUCACUAGUAUCUUCCGGACUUCAUCUGGCGAGGGACGUCGGGACAGCAAGCGAUCGACCGGCACCCGCUCGUCUUCUGUUCUCACAGGCGAUAUUCUUGCCUACCAGGAGCCGAUAGCAGGACAACCCAUCGGCCAGCCUAUCAUCGAGGAGCACCAUCCCGACCCGAGUGGUCUCAACUGGGGCUAUUAUAACGAUCCGACUCUCCCACCAGGUAGUGACGCCCUUCCCCAAGGAACGGACCUUUCCCAGUUCAGCGAACCAGUUAUUUACACGGAACCAGGAACCUUUACUACCAUCCCCAACCCCGCAGACUUGGCCUUUGUGCCGCCAGCGACUUACGCUUCAGCCUCGGUCUUGCCUAGCCCAGUGUCGCCAAGUCAGCAUCCAUUCCCUGGACUUGGACUCGACAUCACUUCACCUGACGGUGACCGGACUGUCACGCCUAUCAACCCACUGCAUAGUUUCAGCCAGCGGAAUAAAGUUCCAGGGCCGCUCCAGCGUGUCGAUAGUCUGCCUCCACCCACCAUUGUGUCGGAUAUCCCGAGUCCCCCAUUCAGCUACACUGCCGGCCCCAGCGGCAACCCUAUGGACUUUAUGAACCCCACGAAUCAGGUCGAGAGCGCUUGGAUGGUCGAACAGGAGAUUCUCAAGGCCGAGAACUCGCCAUCACCCCCAGCCCCUUCACCGCCAACUGACACCUUCCCACCAACAAUGGCCCAGGAGCCUCAGCUGCAGUAUAUCGACCAGAACCACCAGGUCCAGUACAUCAACGGAGCUGGCCUGUCACCAGAACCAGAGUAUAACUUUGGCCAGCAAAGCCUUGGCCAGCAAAGCCUUGGCCAGCAGAACCUUGGCCAGCAGAACCUUGGCCAGCAGGACCUUGGCCAACAGAACCUCAACCUGAACCAGCAAAGCUUUGGUGAACAAAGCUAUCAGUCCCCACCAUAUCAGCCUUCAUACCAGCAGACGCCAGAGAUGGGAUUAGUGCAAGAUUUUGGCGUUCCAUUAGGUUACUACGACGGUAACGGCACCGUGAUUCAAGAUUACUCGACGCCACCACCGUCAGGUCCAUCACUUCCCUCGACCGUCCAAAAUACCCCUGACACACGCCUCACUGCGUACACGGCAUCCCCAUCACCGCCAUCCGAACUCGACCCCCACAAUGGAAUGUACCUCAACGUCUCUCCCAUCCCAUCACCAGGCCAGUCCCCACAUCCAUCAUCGACCCUUUCUCCAGGGCUCUCGGCCCCGUCACCAGCCACACCGGCGGGGUUAUCACCCGGGGGACAAGAGAAGGCCUUUGCCUGCAACAAGUGUGAUCGCAUCUUUGAUCAGAUCCACAAGCUCAAUCACCACAAACGCUACCACGACCGACCGCAUGAGUGCCCACACGCAGGCUGCACCAUGAGAUUCGGCACCAAGACCCAUCUAGACAGGCACAUCAACGACAAGCACUUCAAAACCCGCAAGUUUUACUGCACGGUCCACGACUGCCCUUACUCGAAGCAAGGGGGCAAGUCAUUCCCUCGCAAGGACAACUGGAGGAGACACAUGGUCAACAAGCACCAGCUUACACCAACAACGGAUCCCGAGCCGGAGUUUAUCGAUGAGAUGAUGGUUGGUGUAUAAUCAACGUGGAAGAAUAAGGGGGGAGGGGGUGGGGGGAUAUAUGGCGAGGAGUGCGGAACAUUCCUCGCAAAGGAAACGUUCGUUUAUACCCAACAUGGAGGAACAAAAUCCAGGAGAUACUGGUUUAAAAGCAGGCCAUCUAUGUUUUUUUCCGGAAGGGUGGAAUUUUUUUCGGGCGAUAUCAAGGGGGCAUUGAAAGCGUUUCAAGAUUUUCUCUCUCUCUCUCUCUCUCGCGGGAUAUGGAAGACAGGACAUAGCAUUUCUCUUGCUUUGUUUUUGUACAUGUAUUUUCGAUUUUCUUUUGGGAUCAGCGAAAAAGUCAUGGAAGGGCUCCUGGCUUGAUUUUGAUGUUUUUUUCCUUUUUUUUUUUUUUUUUUUUAGUUCGUAACCCUAGAUUUAAUAGGGGUAACGACUUUGAAAUGGAAACGCGCUAUACGGCGGCAUUACUUCCGCUUUUUGGCGGGUGUUGAUGA